AUGAGUCGUGGAAGUAACGAGUCUGAACUCAAUCUGAGUGGAUCGUUUGGUCAGAGAAGCAGUGUGGGGUCUUCAGUUAGGAGACGUUCUUUAAGUUUAUCGUUCAAAGUAGAUGAUGAUGAUAUUGAAACUGAAAAUGUGUCAGAGGCAGGAGAUAUUGGUGACAGGGUUCUUCAUAGCAAGAGGCAUAGUGAAAGUGGGAGCAUCAGGUUAUCCAUUGACAAUGGAUUAGAAAAUGGUAUGGUGGCUCCCAUUUCAGAGGACAAUUGGGCUCAUGAUUCCUCGGCUUUGAAUUCAAGAUCCCCAGUGUCACCUUUGUCGGAAGAAAUCGAAGACAAAGAGAAAACAUUUGAGUUGCCACCAUUACUGGAGUAUAUGUCCUGUCUCCUGUAUCUAGCAGUUUUUGGAAUUCUUGGGGUUUUAACAAGAUACCUAUUACAAAAACUCUUUGGCCCUGGUGUUGCUGGUGUGACAAGUGACAAUUACCCGCUAUACCUUGACUUACCUUCCAAUAUGGUCGGUUCGUUCUUGAUGGGAUGGUGGGGUGUUGUUUUCAAAGGAGAUAUAUCCAGAGUGUCUGGUCAUUUGGCCAUUGGAUUAACUACUGGUUACUUGGGAAGUUUCACAACUUUCAGUGGUUGGAAUCAGAAAAUGCUCGAUCUCAGUGUUGAUGGCCAUUGGGUGUUUUCUUUUGUUGGCUUUCUCAUAGGGCUAUUCCUCGCAGCCUACUCCAUAAAGUUGGGUGUUGGUACGGCCAAAUGUUUCAAGUCAUUUCUCCAAAGGUCAAACAGAAGUGCAGAUUUAGGCAGCUGGAGGAAAAUGGACAGCCACAGUCAUCAUUGGGCAGUUAUGGUGGCUUUGGUGGUAAUGCUAGGCCUUCUAUGGAGUGUGAGUGGAGUACAGCUAAAGAAGGAGUAUAACCACGACGGCAGCGGGGCCCAGCUAUGGCUGGGUUGCAUAGUUGCACCACUAGGGGUGUGGAUCAGGUGGUUCUUAGCGCGGUUCAACGGCCGUGGGUUAGGAAAGGCAGGUUCUCUGAAAUGGGUUCCCUUUGGAACUCUCAUUGCCAAUGUUUCUGCAGCUUGCAUCAUGGCAGCACUGUCUACCGUGAAGAAAGCGGUGCAUACCAAAAUCUGCGAAACCGUUUCGACAGGCAUACAGUUCGGAUUCUUGGGCUGUCUGAGUACUGUUUCCACUUUCAUUGCCGAGUACAACGCGAUGGAAGAAAGCCAGAAAAACUGGAGAGCUUAUGUAUAUGCCCUGAUGACAAUAGCUGUCUCAUUUGGCAUGGGGAUCCUGAUAUACUCUGUACCUGUUUGGACCAGGGGAUACAAGUAG
Molecule: messenger RNA, 1338 nt
Organism: Dovyalis caffra
Lineage: Eukaryota; Viridiplantae; Streptophyta; Magnoliopsida; Malpighiales; Salicaceae
Source: the annotation of a GenBank genome assembly